Molecule: messenger RNA, 3769 nt
Organism: Onychostruthus taczanowskii (white-rumped snowfinch)
Lineage: Eukaryota; Metazoa; Chordata; Aves; Passeriformes; Passeridae
Gene: SEMA4C
Product: semaphorin 4C
Exons: 14
Coding region: 100-2538 (812 amino acids)
Biological process (GO): neural crest cell migration; axon guidance; semaphorin-plexin signaling pathway
Molecular function (GO): chemorepellent activity; semaphorin receptor binding
Source: RefSeq, a predicted model, not a curated record
GGACGUGGGGGGUGGGAAGCAGCCGGGCCCCCCCCCCCAUUUCCUCGGAGUGUCCCCCGGGGCGUGGGGUGCCCCCGGCCUCGUGACGCCGCGGCCUCAAUGCCGCCUUGUGCCCGCGCCGCCCGCGUGACGCCAGCGCCGCUGCCCCGUGGCACUGACGGGGCCCCGGCGUGGCCGUGUCCCCUCGCAGGGACCCCGCGGUGUCCCCAGCGCCGUCCCGGUGCCAUGGCCGUUGUUGUCACCGUGCUGCUGGCGCUCGUCUCCGCUGCCACCGGCGCUGCGGGCACCCCGGGGGCAUCGUGGAGUGCUGUGCCCAGGAGGACCGUGCCCUACGAGGAGCUGCAGGACACUGCCAAGCGUUUCUCCCAGGGCGGGGUCUCUCACUACCUGACGCUGACGCUGGACGAGGCCGAGGCGCUGCUCUACGUGGGUGCCCGCGAGGCCGUGUUCGCCCUGGCCACGGGCACCGUGGAGCUCAAGGCGGCGAUCUCCUGGGAGGCGCCCGUGGAGAAGAAGGCGGAGUGCGUGCAGAAGGGCAAGAACAACCAGACCGACUGCUUCAACUACGUGCGCUUCCUGCAGAGCUACAACAGCUCCCACCUGUACGCCUGCGGCACCUACGCCUUCCAGCCCAAGUGCACCUACAUCGAGCUCUCCGGCUUCACCCUGGACCCGGUGGCAUUCGAGGACGGCAAAGGCAAAUGUCCCUACGACCCCACCAAGGGCCACACCGGCCUCAUCGUGGAUGGGGAGCUCUACUCUGCCACCUUCAACAACUUCCUGGGCACGGAGCCCGUCAUCCUGCGCAACCUGGGCCCGCACUACUCCAUGAAGACGGAGUACCUGACCUCGUGGCUCAACGAGCCUCACUUCGUGGCGUCGGCCUUCGUGCCCGAGAGCGCGGGCAGCGGCGACGACGACAAGGUUUACUUCUUCUUCAGCGAGCGCGCCGUCGAGUACGACUGCUACGCCGAGCAGGUGGUGGCACGGGUGGCACGGGUCUGCAAGGGUGACGUGGGCGGCGCGCGCACGCUGCAGAAGAAGUGGACGUCGUUCCUGAAGGCGCGCCUGGUGUGCUCGGCGCCCGAGCAGCAGCUGCACUUCAACCGCCUGCAGGCCGUGUUCACGCUGCCCGGUGCCCGCUGGCAGGACACCGCCUUCUUCGGCGUCUUCCAGGCCCGCUGGGGUGACGUGGACGUCUCUGCCAUCUGCCGCUACCCCAUCCUGGAGGUGAAGAAGGCCUUCGAGGGGCCCUACAAGGAGUACCGGGAGCAGGCGCAGAAAUGGGGGCGCUACUCGGGCAAGGUGCCCACGCCCCGGCCCGGCUCGUGCAUCACGGACUGGCACCGGCAGAACGGCUUUGCCAGCUCGCUGGAGCUGCCCGACAACACGCUCAACUUCGCCAAGAAGCACCCGCUGAUGGACGAGCCGGUGCCGCCGCAGCGCGGGCGCCCGCUGCUGCUCAAGAGGGAUGCCAACUUCACCCAGCUCGUGGUGGACCGCGUGGCAGGGCUGGACGGGGCCACCUACGAGGUGCUCUUCAUUGGCACAGGUGACGGCUGGGUGCACAAGGCGCUGGAUUUGGGCACCCACAUCCACCUGGUGGAGGAGCUGCAGGUGUUCGAGCCGGCUCAGCCCGUGGAGAGCCUGGUACUGGCGGGCACCAAGAAGCUGCUGUUCGCCGGGUCCCGCUUGCAGGUGGCACAGCUGCCCCUGGCGGAGUGCGGGCGCUACCAGUCCUGCACCGACUGCGUGCUGGCACGGGACCCCUACUGCGCCUGGAGCCGCAACGGCAGCGCCUGCGUCCGCGCCGACGGGCACAACGGGUCCCACCUGGUGCAGGACGUGCUGAGCUCCGACACCGGCGCCUGCUCCGUGCCACAGGUGGCCAAGCAAGGUGAGACCCUGCUGGAGCAGGGCGCCCGCCUGCCCGCCCAGGAGUACCGCGUGGCCGUGCUGGCCGGCCCGGGCGCGCCGCUGGAGACGCGGGCGCCGCCGGAGAGCCUGGGCGCGGUGUGGGUGCUGGCCGUGUGCCUGGGCGCCCUGUGCCUGCUGCUGCUGCUGGCCGUGCUGUCGCUGUGGCGCCGGCUGCGCCACGAGCUGGGCAAGGGCGCCAAGGCCAUCGAGAGCACGCUGGUGUACCCCAUCGAGCUGCCCAAGGAGCCGCCCAGCCCGCGCUUCGUGCCCAGCGCCGCCUCCGACUCGGACGAGAAGCUCUGGGACCCGUCCAGCUAUUACUGCUCGGACGGCUCGCUGAAGAUCGUGCCGGGCCACGCCAGCACGGCGGGCGCCGCCCGCUGCCGCAACGGCGGCCCCGGCGCCGCCUCGCCGCCCGCCGCCAUCCCCGGGCAGCCGCUGCACUCGCCCACCCGCAUCCACCUGGGCCCCCUGCGCGGCUCGGCCUCCAACGGCUACAUCCGCCUGGCGCUGGGCGCCGAGGAGCGCCCGGCCUGCGCCGACCUGGCCGAGGAGCUGCGGCGCAAGCUGCAGCAGCGCCAGCCCCUGCCCGACUCCAACCCCGAGGAGUCGUCGGUGUGAGCCGUGCCCGCCUCCGCUCCGGGAGCCGGCGCGGGCGGCGCGGGGCGGGCGCGGCACGGCCGGCGAGGCAUCCGGCUGGGGACGGGCGGCUGGCAUCGGAACCCGGCUGGGGACCGGCGCCUGGCAUCAAAACCUGGCUGGGGACGGGAGGUUGGCAUCGGAACCCGGCUGGGGACGGGCACCUGGCAUCAAAACCUGGCUGGGGACGGGAGGUUGGCAUCGGAACCCGGCUGGGGACGGGCGCCUGGCAUCAGCACCCUGCUGGGGACGAGUGUUUGGCACCAGGAUCCAGCUGGGGAUGGACACGUGGCACUGGCACCCAGCUGGGGAUGGACACCUGGCAUUGGGACCCAGCUGGGGAUGGACACGUGGCAUCGGAACCCGGCUGGGGACGGGCGCCUGGCAUUGGGACCCAGCUGGGGACGAGUGUUUGGCACCAGGACCCAGCUGGGGAUGGGCACCUGGCAUUGGGACCCAGCUGGGGACGAGCGUCUGGCGCUGGCACCCGGCUGGGGUUGGACACCUGGCAUCAAAACCUGGCUGGGGACGGGCGCCUGGCACCAGGAUCCAGCUGGGGACGGGCACCUGGCACCGGCACCCGCCUUGGGGACAGGAUUGCCACACUGGCACCUGCCCUGGGGACAGCAGGGUGACCCCAGUACCCGCCUUGGGGACGGCAGUGUCGCCACAGGGUGUGCCCCGUGUCACCCCAGUGCCAGCGCCCACCUUGGGGACAGGAUUGUCACCCUGGCACCAGGGAUGGGACUCCCACCCUGGCACCCAGGAUUGUCACUUGGGUACCUUGGGCACAGGCCUGGCGCCGCUGCCCACCCAGCCGUGCCACCGCGUCCCUCGGGGGUCCCGGUGCCACCACCUUCGGUACGGUGUCCCCAUGGAGGGACGGUGUCCCCAUGGAGGGACGGGCCCGGGGACGCCUCUGUGCCCACCUUGUGCCCGCCGCCCUCGGGACGAUUUCUUUGGGCCGAUUUCGGGUUUUUCUCCCUGACAUUUUUCUAUCUCCACCCCCUCCCUCCGUGCCCCCUUGCCAGGGCUCUGUGCCCACCCUGCCCUGGCCUUUGUCCCCCCCUGUCCCCAACCCCUGCACGCCCCCCACCCCUUUUGUAUAAGCCCCACCCCAGUGUAAUUUAUUUGUUACCGAAAUUAUAUUUAUUUGCUGUAAAUACCUGAGUAUUUUUAUAUUCAUAAUAAAAGGACUUCCAAAAAAAAGCCA